AGAUACUCAUAUGUCAUUCCGUCUAGGAUUUAACUGGGGCUUUCCAUGUUUUCGCCUGAAAGGAGCAAAAAUGGCGUCUCUCAUGGUGGCACGCCGCGCUUGGCACUUGCUUCCGACUUUUUCAUCUACCUUAUUCAAGGUACGCCCUCACUCCCCUGAUUUUUUCUUCCGAACCCUGAUUGCCAAAGCCCUGAGCACCUCUGCCAACCCAAAUGAGUACCAGACACCACAUCCAUCACCAUCUUCACUGCAGAACGAAAGAUUCAACAAUGCGAACCAGUGGAACUCACAGAUCCAGAAUCAGAACUUGGCUCCUCAACACCGGUUUAAUCAGUUUAAUUCUCAAUUUCAGAACAGGGGAUACCCCAGUCCAUCGCGAAAUUCUUCUCAGUGGAAUCCCAAUCAGGGUUCGAGUUAUCCGCAGUUCCAAAAUGGUAAUCAGACGAAUACUCAAUGGAAUUCCCCGCAGAAUCAGGGUUAUCCCCAUUCCCCAAGCCCUAAUCAAUGGAAUCCCCAGCAGAAUCAGGGCUAUCCCACGUCCCAAAACCUUAGUCAGAUGAAUACAGAGAUACCCAUAAGCCCAAAUCAGUGGAAUAACCAAAAUCAGUGGUAUCCACAAGCUAGACACCCUAACCAGUGGACUUCACAGGGUCAGAACACUAGUCAUUUGAACGGAAGUAUGCAAAAUCAAGUGCCCGUAGUGGAGAAUCAUGCCCCAAUUGCUGGUGUGCCCUCGGCAGUUCCUUCGCUUGUUGAGUUGACUCGUUUUUGUCUAGAAGGUAAGGUUAAGGAGGCUAUAGAAUUGAUGGACAAGGGAGUCAAAGCUGACCCUGAUUGUUUCAGUGCUUUGUUCGAGUUGUGUGGGAAUUCGAAGUCACUUGAAGAUGCCAAAAAGGUUCAUGAUUAUUUUUUACAGUCAUCUUGGAGGGGUGAUCUUAAGUUGAAUAAUAAGGUGAUUGGAAUGUAUUCCAAGUGUGCAAGCAUGACUGAUGCGCGUAGGGUGUUUGAUCAUAUGCCUGAAAGGAAUAUGGAAUCCUGGCAUUUGAUGAUUAAUGGGUACGCAGAUAAUGGACUGGGAGAUGAUGGUUUGCAGUUGUUUGGACAGAUGAGGAAAUUGAGUUUAAAGCCCAAUGAGCAGGCUUUUCUUGCCGUUUUCAAUGCUUGCGCCAGUGCCGAAGCUGUGGAAGAAGGUUUCAUACAUUUUGAGUCAAUGGAGAAAGAGUAUAAGAUAUCUCCUGGGUUUGAGCAUUACAUGGGGCUUCUUGGAGUUCUUGGAAAAUCUGGGCAUCUUGUUGAAGCUAUAGAAUAUAUUGACAAAUUGCCUUUUGAGCCUACUGCUGAAGUUUUGGAGGCAUUGAAGAACUAUGCUCAUAUUCAUGGAGAUGUUGACGUUGAAGACCAUGUAGAGGAGUUGAUGGUUGAUGUCGACCCAUCAAAGGCUCUUUCAAAUAAGAUCCCUACCCCACCGCCAAAGAAGCAUACUGCAAUCAGCAUGCUUGAUGGAAAGAACAGAAUCAGUGAAUUUCGUAAUCCAACUCUUUACAAGGAUGAUGAAAAGUUGAAGGCCUUGAGUCAGAUGAAGGAUGCAGGUUAUGUGCCGGACACAAGGUAUGUGCUUCAUGACAUCGACCAAGAGGCAAAAGAGCAGGCUUUGCUAUAUCACAGUGAAAGAUUGGCAAUUGCAUACGGUUUGAUUAGCACACCUGCAAGGACACCACUUAGGAUUAUCAAGAACCUCCGGGUCUGCGGUGACUGUCACAAUGCCAUCAAGAUCAUGUCCAAGAUUGUUGGAAGGGAACUGAUUGUUCGAGACAACAAACGGUUCCAUCAUUUCAAGGAUGGCAAAUGCUCUUGUGGUGAUUACUGGUAAAAAGUCAUUAUCUACGUUGCGACUUUGAUUUUGAUAUGUAGAGUGCCAAUACUUGAGGCAACAUUAAGUACAAUGCUGUGUGCUG
This is a messenger RNA of Rubroshorea leprosula, 1955 nucleotides long. NCBI's taxonomy places the organism in Eukaryota, Viridiplantae, Streptophyta, Magnoliopsida, Malvales, Dipterocarpaceae. The record is from the annotation of a GenBank genome assembly.